Propithecus coquereli (Coquerel's sifaka) is the source of this 1257-nucleotide messenger RNA. RefSeq names its product acidic repeat containing (gene GCNA). The transcript is spliced from 7 exons. Lineage: Eukaryota; Metazoa; Chordata; Mammalia; Primates; Indriidae. Bases 1 to 1257 code for a protein of 418 amino acids. The record is from RefSeq and is a predicted model, not a curated record. Gene Ontology annotation, cellular component: nucleus.
AUGAUUGACUGGGAAUCUGACGAUGAAUACUUCUCUAAGGAAAAGAAAGCCAGGAUAGUGGAAAUAAGCAAUGACGAAGAGAUUCCUGAGGAGUUACUGGAUAUUGACGAUGAGCCGACCAUCAUGGAGCCUCUGGUACUUGAGGAAGAUGAUGACAGCAAUGAUUUGAAGGAUCCUGUGCUAAAAGAAGGGGAUUCAUGUGAUCAGGGCCAAGCUGCCUCAGAUGAGAAAGAGCUGGAAGAACCUACUGUCUCCCAGCCCAAUGCAUCUGAUGAUGCUGGGGAGCAAGAUCUUGCUGGAAAUCUCAGCCAGCCACCAAAUGAUCCUGAGGCUAACCUAAAGAUUUCAAAUAGAAAGAUGUCAACUGAUGAAGAGCCUAAAACUGUGGCGGAACAACCAAGGAAAAGGAAGCAAAAAACCAAACAUAUUUGUGUGCCACCUGCCGUUAAAAGUCAGAAAAAGCGUGAGCCUCCCAAGAGGAAACCCAGAGCAGCAAAAGUUGAAAAAGUCGAGGCCGGGCAUCCUACGUGCAAAAUACCUGGAUGUUUCUUGCUCGGCCUUGAAAACUUAAAACAAUAUUCUGGAAGGAAGUUCAAGCAAAAUAAGGAUGAGCUGGUUCAGAGGAUCUACAGCCUGUUUAAUAGAUCCGUCUGUGAUGAGCAGCUGCCGGAGAAGAUGGACAUCGUCUGGAAUAAAAAGAUGCUCAGAACUGCUGGCUUAUGCACCACUGGCCAGAAACAGUACCCAAAGAAGGAGCGCUUCGCCAAGAUCCAGAUUGCUGUGAAAGUCUGCGACUCUGCAGACCGACUCCGUGAUACUUUGAUCCAUGAAAUAUGCCAUGCAGCCUCCUGGCUGAUCGAUGGUAUCCGUGAUUCUCAUGGUGAUGCAUGGAAGUAUUAUGCCAUGAAAUCCAACAUGGUGCACCCAGAGCUGCCCUUGGUCACCCGUUGCCACAACUAUACCAUUAACUACAGGAUUCAAUAUGAAUGUACUCAGUGCAAAUCCAGGAUUGGCCGCUACACCAAGUCGUUGAACACCAACCUCUUUAUCUGUGCCCAAUGCAAGGGGACUCUGGUCAUGCUGCCGUUAACUCGGAAGGAUGGGACCCCCACUAAGUCAUAUGUGCGACCAUUUGCCCAGUAUGUGCAGCAGAAUUACAGAACAGUUCUGUACAGCAAUGCAGGCAUUAGCCACGGGGAUGUGAUUAGAAAGCUCAGCAAGGAUUUUAUGGCCAAGAAACAAAACAAAGCUCCUUAA